GUCCUACUGAAGGAGAAAUGAGGCCCCAGCUCGUCUUCGCCACCCUGGUCGCAUUCGUUCUCCUGAACUUAGGCCAUACCGCGCCACAUGAGCGAAAAUCGUCUGAACACUCUGAACCAGACGAAAAUGAGCUCGCUGGUGGAGGCUCUCGAAAGCCAACACGUUUAAUUGAAAGUAGCAGAAGUGAUGCAGAGACGACCACAUCAACAUUGAAAGGAAGCAGCAACAGCCACCAGGACGAAGUAAAUGACCAGGAGGAAGACUGCGAUGAGGCGAAUGCAGAAUCAGGCUCAACCACACCCGCAGCAGACAGUGCAAGCCAAGUUGAGGAGCUUGCAGAGGCCGAAGACUCUAAACAAACCAUGAAAUCCGGCACAAACUCAAGCGGAGCCGACAGUGACAGCCAAGACAAAGUCCACGAAGAGGACGAACACUCCAACGAAACUAAUGUUUCUGGCCUGACCUCAACCGAAGAAAGCAUUGAAAGUCAAAAUGAUGAGCACGAACAAGGAGAAAAAAGCACCGAAACUACUACAGAAUGUGGCCUAAUCUCAGCUGAAGCCAACAGUGGCAGUCAAGAUGAACAGAACGAAGAAGAUGAAGAACACUUCAACGCAAUGACUGCAGAACCUGGCACAGUCUCCACCAAUGCAAAUAGUGGCAGCAUUGAUAAAGAGCGCGAAGAGGAAGACGACUGCAAUGAGGAGACUACAGACUCGGGCUCAACCUCAACCGAUCAAGACGUUGGAAGCCAAGAUGAAGUCCAUGAAGAGGAAGAGGAAUCCAACGAGACUAAACAAUCAGGCUCAACUAUAACCGAAGAAAACUCUGGAAACCAAGACAACGAGCAGGGAGUGGAUAAAGAAUCCAAGAAAGCUAAUCCAUCUGGCUCAACCAUAAGCGAAAAAAACAGUGGAAGCCAAGAUAAAGGGAAUGGAGAGCAGAACUCCGACAACGUAGAAGAAAACAGUGGAAGCCAAGAUGACCAGCACGAAGAUGACGAUGACACCAAUGAAACGACCGAAUCUGGCUCAACGACAACCGAAGAAAACAGUGGAGGCGAAGAUGGCGAGGACAAAGACUCCAAGAAAAAUAAACCAUCUGACUCAACCAUAACCGAAGAAAACAGUGGAGACCAAGAUGAAGGAAAUGGAGAGCAGAACUCCAAGAACGUAAGUACGGAAUUUGGCCCAAACACGACCGAAUCCGACAGUGAAAGCCAAGAUGAAGAGCCCGAAACAGAUGAAGACUGCAACGAAACAACAGAAGCUGGCUCAACCGAAACCGAAGAAAACAGUGGAAGCCAAAAUGAAUGGAACGAAGAGCAGCAAUCAACCAACGAAGCUGCAGAAACUGGUUCAAACUUGACUGAAGCCAACAGUGGAAGCCAAGAUGAAGAGCAUGGAACGGACAAAGACUGCAACGAAACAACAGAAGCUGGCUCAACCGAAACCGAAGAAAACAGUGGAAGCCAAACUGACCAGCACGAAGAUGACAAAGACACCAAUGAAACGACCGAGUGUGGUUCAACGACAACCGAACAAAACAGUGAAGACCAAGAUGACGAGGACCAAGACUCCACGAAAACUAAGCCAUCUGGCUCAACCACAACCGAAGAAAAUGGUGGAAGCCAAGAUGAAGGAAAUGAAGAGCAGAACUCCGAGAACAUAAGUACGGAAUUUGGCCCAAACAAGACUGAAUCCGACAGUGAAAGCCAAGAUGAAGAGCCCGAAACGGAUGAAGACUGCAACGAAACUACAGAAGCUGGCCCAACCAAAAUCGAAGAAAAUGGUGAAAGCCAAGAUGGAUGGAAUGAAGAGCAGAAAUCCAGCAACGAAGCUGCAGAAACGGACGCAAACUUGUCCGAAGCCAACAGUGGAAGCCAAGAGCAGAAAACGGACGAAGACUCCAACAAAACUACUGAAGCUGGCUCAACCGAAACCGAAAAAACAGUGGAAGCCAAGAUGAGGAGCAUGAAAGAGCAGGAAGACUCCAACGAAACGGCUACAGAAUCUGGCUUAUCCUCAGGCGAAGCCAACAGUGGCAGCCAAGUUGAAGAGCGCAAAGAAGAAGAAGUCUUUUACGAGAUGACGACAGAAUCAGGCUCAACUACAACUGAAAUAAAAAGUGGAAGGCAAGGUGAAGAGCGGGAAGAAGAGGCAGGCUCCGGAGAGACCAUUACCAAAUCUGGCUCAAUCUCAACCGAAGCAAACGAUGGCAACAAGGAUGAAGAGAAAGAAGAGGAGGAAGACUCAAACGAGAUUACUACGGAAUCUGGUUCAAGCACGACCGAAGAAAACAGUGGUAGCCGAGGUGGAAAGCAUGAAGAGAAGGCAGACUCAAACGGGACAACUUCUGAUUCUGGCUCGUCUUCUAGUGAAGAACAAAACAGCAAGCCUGAAGAUGAAGAAAAAUCUUCGUGGUUUGGUCCACUGAAAAAGCUUCCUGAACUAUUCUCGGGACGUAGUGCUUGA
Rhipicephalus microplus (southern cattle tick) is the source of this 2474-nucleotide messenger RNA. RefSeq names its product dentin sialophosphoprotein-like. NCBI's taxonomy places the organism in Eukaryota, Metazoa, Arthropoda, Arachnida, Ixodida, Ixodidae. The record is from RefSeq and is a predicted model, not a curated record.